Molecule: messenger RNA, 1203 nt
Organism: Lasiodiplodia theobromae
Lineage: Eukaryota; Fungi; Ascomycota; Dothideomycetes; Botryosphaeriales; Botryosphaeriaceae
Product: Heat shock protein 70
Exons: 2
Coding region: 1-1203 (400 amino acids)
Source: RefSeq, a predicted model, not a curated record
AUGGGAACAGAUAAUGCUCCUGUAUCCAACGUGCCUGGCGUCGGGUUUGCUUUAACAACGGAAUAUGGCACCGCUUCCGUCUACUACCCCAACGGCACAAUCGCCCACAUCGCCAAAAUAGACGGCGGCCCCGCCUACAAAGCCUUCAUGCGACGCGCCUACAACACCGCCUACGAACACCCGCCAACACUACCCAACACCGAACCUCCCUCGCCCCCUCCCGAGCCGCCCUCCCACUACUACCCCACCACCAACACCAACACCACCCCCUCAUUCUCCUGCACCUUCUUCCACCACUUUCAACCCCUCUUCCCAUUAUUCCGCCUCCUAAUGCCCCGCCUCUGCCGCCCUCCCUCUCCCCCUUCCCCUCCCAACCCCAACUCCCCCAACACCCCCGCCGACGACAUCGCAGCCCUGACCCCGCUCCUCGCCCUCCUCAAACGCUCCGCCGAACUCCACCUCGGCAUCUCCUCCUCCCCCCUCUGCCACGCCCUCAUCGCCGGCCCGCGCAACUCGUACUCCCCCGCCGCCGACGCCGACCGCGCCGCCGUGCACGCCGCGCUGCGCCGCGUCGGCCUGCGCGACGAGCAUCCGCAGCCGGCAGAGAACAUGAUCUCGACCGCGACGCCGGCGGCGGCGGGGAUGCUCGAUCUGGAUGCGUUGGGGUGGGGGACAGGCGGCGACGGGGUGGGGUUGGUGGUUGUUGUGGAGGUAGUGCGGGCGGCGGGGACGGCGGUGGUGACGGUGAUGGAGGUGGAGGAUGGGGUGUUUGAGCGGUGGGAGGAGAGGUUGGUGGUGGAUAUGCGGGGGGAGGGGGAGGGGGAGGAGGCUGGCGAUAGGGGCCCGGACCGGUAUAGUGGGGGAGGAGGCUUGGAGGCUGCGGUGAGGAAGGUGGUGGAAUAUGUGCCGGAGGGGCGGCGGGUGGACAAGGUGGUUGUGCAUGGGGAUGGGUGGAGGAUGCGGGGCGUGAGGGAGGCGCUGGUGAGGGGUUUGGGUGAGGAGCGGUUGGUUGCGGAGGCGCUUGAUGGACCUGAGGACGAUGGUCCCGGGGUGGCGGUUGAUCCGGUUUUUGCUGCGUCGUCAGGCGUUGCGAAAUUCGCGUAUGAGUGGACGCAAGAAUUGUGGGGCGAGCAUACGGAUGCGGCGUCAAGAUGCACGUCCAAGUCUGAUCUGUACGAAGAUAAGUGGUGGAGAGAGUUGUAG